Mycena citricolor is the source of this 1625-nucleotide messenger RNA. Lineage: Eukaryota; Fungi; Basidiomycota; Agaricomycetes; Agaricales; Mycenaceae. The record is from the annotation of a GenBank genome assembly.
CUGUGUCCGAGCCUGUCCGAGCACGCGAGCUUAUAACCCAGCCCUCUGCACAAUCAAGAUCGCACCGGUCUCCUCAAGCGCUCAUGUCCGCAACCACUAACGCUCCGAAGACUCUGGAAGAGCUCAAAGGCCUCCUGAAAGAUGACAUCAAGGUCAAAGUCGCAGGUGUUGACGUCGAUGGUGUACUUCGGGGGAAGUUCAUGUCCAAGGAUAAGUUCCUCAGCGCCGCUUCCUCCGACGGGUUUGGGUUCUGUAGCGUGAUCUUUGGCUGGGACAUUCAUGACACGACAUACUCGCGCGAACUGCUCAUCUCCAACAAGGGCAAUGGUUAUCGAGACCUCAUCGCGUCUAUUGAUCUGUCGACUUAUCGCCGCAUCCCUUGGGAGAAUAACGUGCCAUUCUUUCUGGUGUCUUUCCUAGAUCCGGACACCCGAGAGCCUAUCGUCGUCGAUCCUCGUGGAAUCAUGCGAAUCACGGCGGAGAAAGCGGCGGCGGCAGGUAGGCAGUGCAUGGCGGGUGUCGAGUUUGAAGUCUGUCAUUUCGCUUAUCUAUGCGCACCGAUUCUGACCCGCCUCGAGUACUUCAACUUCAAAGGUAAAGCUAGGAUAAGACUGGCGUCUCAACUCCUUGUGACGGCUCCUUUCAGAGAAUGCCGUCUCCUUGGCGGAGAAGAAGUUUUCGAAUCUGGAGCCAUUGACACCAGGAAGCGAGUACUUUUGCACGGAUACUCGAUGCUUCGCACUCAGCUCAACAACGACUAUUUUCACGAUCUUUUUGACAGGAGCGCUGACUUCGAUAUUGAUAUUGAGGGACACCACACGGAGACGGGCCCCGGUGUUUAUGAAACAGCGUUGGCAUAUACCUCGGCACUUCGCAUGGCCGAUAAUGCGAUUUUGUUCAAGUAUCUGGCAAAAAGCAUUGGGAUGCAGCGGGGUGUAGUCCCAAGCUUUAUGGCUAAGCCCUGGGGUAAUCUUCCAGGAUGCAGCGGACACAUCCACGUCUCGUUACGAGACAGCGAGGGGAAGAACAUCUUUGCCGUAUCAGAGUCUGAACUUGCUACCGGCCGCAGUGACGCAGCGUUCGAUGACACCAAGUUCAUGAGCAAGGAGGGCGAAGCUUUUCUAGCGGGAGUCUUGGACGGAAUUGCUGACGUCGUGCCUCUGCUCGUGCCAACAAUCAAUGGUUAUAAACGUCUUGUAGGCGGGGCUGCAUUUUGGGCGCCGAAUGCUGUAACCUAUGGUUAUGACUCGCGAGCAGCCUCCAUCCGGGUCAUCUCACCACCUUCCGUCCCACCUUCUGCGACGAGACUCGAAAUCCGGAUCCCCGGAGCUGACAUGAACCCAUAUUUUGCGCUCAGCGCUGCGUUUUUGUUGGGUCUCAGGGGUAUCGAGAAGCAGCUCAAGCUCGAAAUACCGCCCAUCAGCCAUUUCACUCCGGAAGACAGACUUUCCGGCAAGGUCAAGAUGUUACCGGUUUCUCUUGAAUCCGCAAAUGCCCGGAUGAUGCAGCCCAACAGUGUUGCUCGCCAGAUAUUCGGCGAUCUGUUCGUUGAUCACUUCGGCGGCACCCGAGAGCAUGAAGUCAACUUGUGGAAUGCGGCUGUGACCAGUUGGGAAGGAAAGUGA